Symbiodinium necroappetens is the source of this 3852-nucleotide messenger RNA. NCBI's taxonomy places the organism in Eukaryota, Dinophyceae, Suessiales, Symbiodiniaceae. The record is from the annotation of a GenBank genome assembly.
AUGUCCGAUGCAGAGCAGCGGCUCAUGAUGGACUAUGUCGACGUGGAGGAGAACUUCCAUCCUGCUGCUUCAGGGAAGAAGAAGCACAGGUGGGUCACUCCGAGUGGCACUCGCCUGAGAUGGCAGGGUGGGGACGUCGAGAAGGAGGAGCCGCCUCUGACAGGGUGGCAGUUUGGGCUUCGCAAGUACGAGCCCUCGGUGUUGCUGCUCCAGGAUGCAAGCAAGAACCUGCAGGGCCAGGACGACCUGGAGGCCAUGGAGGUCCCGGUUGAGGAGGAAGAAAAGGACGUGCAUCAGGAGGAGAACUUCGAAGAGGAAGAAGAACCGGUGCCGUUUUGGCCAGAGGAGUUCUUUGCUGAUUGUAAGGGUUCAUUGGACAUGUUUUCGGUUCUUGUGUGCUUCGUUGGAAGUGAUCAGGACCCACCUGAUGAUGAGGACCGGCAGCUCAUGCUGGCCCCGAAGCCGAAGCACAAGCAGGAGCCGAAGGAGGAAAGGGCCCUCAUGAAGGUGCCAACAAAGGCUGGCAUCGUCUCCGUGGCCGGGCCAAAGGGGAAAGCCCCAUGGGCAAGUGGAGGUCCGAAGCCAGGUGGUGUCCAGCUGCAGGGCUUCAUGGAUGCCGAAGGCAACAUCUGGCCUCCGGGCUGUGGCCGUGCCCGUGCAAGGACCCGAGGCGGCGCUGGCCAGAAGAUGGCUGAGAAGGCCCUGGACACGGCCAAUCAGCUGGCCAAUGUGAUGGCCAGCCAUGUGGAGCUCCAGAGGGAGCAGCUCCGGGCUUCCUCGAGACGACGGCUGGUGGGACUACCAGUACACCUUCACGAAGAGACAGCGAAAGUGGUGAGGACACUGGUUCCGAGAGCUGCCAAGGCAGGGCACAGCCAAAUGUCGUGGGAUGGAAGAUCCUGGUGCGAUCUCGUCUACCGGGAGGCAGGAUGCUCCCAUCGGAAUUCCGGUGAGACGGUGCUUCUUCUGCAGAUGCCGCCUGACCCGGCCACCAUGUCGACUGCCACCUUGACCGACCAAGUGGUCGCUGAUCUGCAAGCAGUGACAAGCUUCUUGGCGACUAUGAAGUCCGCUUCCAACUAUGACUCCGUCCGAGAAGGCCAGGUCCUGGCCAUGAUCCAGCGAGUUCAGAGCAUGAAGCUGCGGCCCCAAGAUGGCACAGCCUUGCUGAGUGCUUGGCGAGAGGGCCCAUGGACAGAGGCCGAGACUCAAAGGUUCUCUGAAGCAGUCGCUGGCAUCGUGGCAAACCAGACCAAUGCUGCAGCAGGCAAGCGAGGCAUGCAGCACCUGACCAGUUUCGAGCAUUUUCUAUCCUGCAAGGACAUUCAGAUACUGGGUGGAGAGAGCAACAACACCUUGAAGUUGGAAUGCCUUGCAAGCAGAUGCUCCAGACUUCGUUUGGUCUGCCCAAGCGAGCCUUCGGUUCGAGCAAUUCUCGCAGCAGGAGUUGCACAUGGGGCCAACCUGGGCUCCCCUUCUGAGUCCUAUGCACAUAGUGUGACUUUCAAGAAAAUCUUGAAGCAGAAAGUCAAGCAGGUGCCGAGGCAGGGCACCCAUUUGCUGCACUACCCCGGCUCGAUCGACGAACUCCCUGCUGAGCUUCGCAGCCAGGCUUAUGAUGCAGACGACCCUCCGUGCCCAAUCGAGAAGCUUUCCCCUGCCAAUGUGCACAAGGCUUCCUCAGAGCUCGUUAUCAGAGGCUCAGACAGGAGAGUCCGGGGCUGUGGCAUGGGAGGAGGUGGCAGCAUGAUGCAGCUGCAGCAGCCGUUCUCGAAUCCCAUGCAGUUCGGCAUGGGAAUGAUGCCAGAUCCUUCUUCGGGCAUGACAAUGAUGGGCUGGAUUCGUGGCAUGCAGGCCAUGCAGCAGAUGAUGCAACAACCGCAGAAUCCCGAGGGGAUGCUGCAGAAUCUGCAACUUUUCAAACCUGCUGGGUCGCAGUCGUCUGGUCAAGUUCCACAGCCGGCAUCGGCAUUGGCGACCGGUGGGGCUGCAAUGCAGGCAUCGACAUUGUCGAGUGGUCAGGUUGCAGAGCCAUCCACAUCGGCGAUUGCACAGGUUGCACAAUCAUCGGCAUCGAAGAGUGGUCAGGUUGUGCCGGCAUCGGAGACUCAGGUGGCACCCGGCCAGGCACCGACCACAAAGACUGCACAUGUGCAACUGGAACUGGAUGAGGACGAUGCUGUGCUCGACCAGGCCACGAAAGUAUCCGAUGCAUUGGACAACAAGAAGGGGGAGAGCACUCGGACCUCCAAGUCGUUCAAGCAGGAUGGCAACCAGGCGAAGUCCAAGGGCAAAGGGAAGGGCAAGGGGAAGGGCAAGGGGAAGGGCAAGAAGCUCGGGAAGGCAGGCAAUGGCAAGGUGCUCAAGAAGCCAUCGGCAAAAGCGCCGGCACUCGGCACCCGAGAAUACUAUGCAGCCUUGCCAUUGAAGAAGAAAUUGGAGCUACGACCCUCCGGGUGCUCCAAGUGCCGAUGGAGUCCUGGAUGCAGGAUCUAUCUGCCCAUGGCGAACCCUUUGGCUGCACUGGGUCGAAAGCAUUAUGUGUCUCAGAGUGCUUUGGAGGCACUGUUGAAUGAGUUGAAGGAAGCUCCUCUUCCAGAAGCUGGGUCCAGAAGGACUAUCAAGAGGGCCAGAGACGAGCACGUCCAGGUGCAAACUCCUUUUGGUUCCUUGAUCACAGACAUCGCCGUGAAGUUGCAGAAGGAUGAGUCUCAGGUGAAAUUGCCUGUGUUGAAUCUGCCUGCUUUCUUAUGGCAUUUGUGCCACGAGCUUCCUCAGUUCGCAGCCUUCGUCCAGACUCGGAUGCAUGUGCAUCCGAAUGGGCCAGAUCGUGCCUGGACCAUGACACUGUACUCGGACGAGAUAAGCCCGGGGAAUCAAUUGAAGGCUAGCAACAGCAGGAAAGUACACGGCUUUUAUGUCACCUUUGACCAGUUUGGUCCCGAGGCAAGGUGCCGGGAAGACUUCUGGUUCUGUCUAUGCCUGGCAAGGAGUUCCGUGGUGAACAAGAUACAGGGAGGACUUUCAGCCCUGACCCACCAGUUGAUCACCUCACACUCUGUGCAAGCUCUGGCGACUGGCUGCAUGCUGACAAUGGCCAGUGGCGAGAGGUGUAUGUUUUUUGCACGGUUGGCCACCAUGCUCGGCGACGAGAGUGCCUUGAAGUUUGUUUUCGACUUCAAGGGUGCAUCGGGCCUGAAUGCCUAUCCGUUGGUGCGGAUGUUUCUGCUGAGCUUGCACGUGCCUAGCAUGGACGAUGCACUGAAGUUGGCCAUCAAGUCUUUUUUGAAGUUGUGCAUUGUCCUGGAUCUUCUUUUGUCCAUCAAUCGAGGCGAAACUGUUGCCCAUGAUGAUUUGGGAGGAGCCAUACAGCAGCACUGCGAAGCCUUUAAAACGGCAUAUGGCGAGGACAGCAUAACUCCCAAGUUCCACUAUGUCCAACAUUUGGCGAGGAUGGCUGCAACCAAAGACCUGGUGUCGUGUUUCACACACGAGAGAAAGCACAAAGAGGUCAAAAACUUUGCAGACCAUAUCGCAAACCCCACCAAAGGUUUCGAAGAGGCCAUCAUGAAAGAUGUGCUGGGCAGAUUCCUUUUAGCCAUGGAAGCCAGCACAGGACUCAUGCAGCCGCAUUUGAUCUCCCCCAAGACGGCGAGCCCUCUUCUGGAGGCUAGCUUGACCAGGACCUUCGGCAUACAGGCGGCUUGCCAAGCGGCUUUUGCUGCUCAGGUGGCCCCUAGCCAAGUAGUGCACAAAGGUGACAUGGUCAAGCUGAAAAGCGGAGAGGUGGCCGAAGUCUGGCUGCAUGCUCGAUCCCAAUGGUGCUCGAUUCAUGCCCUCGUCUGCCAUUAA